GCUGCCUGUUUGACCGGAGGCUGUGCUCCCCCCAGGAGGUGUGCGUGCAGGAUGGGCUGUUUGGGCAGUGCCAGGUGGGCUCUGUGCAGGACAGACCCUAUUUCCAGGUCACCUCUCCCGUGCUCCAGCGCCUGCAGGAUGUCUUGCGGCAUCUCAUGGCAAAAGGUGAAGGGGGAAUACGGUUCCUGCCCCUCCGCAGCUCCCCCCAGCGAGCCGCGCUCCCCAUGGACCCCAGCCUGCCCGCAGCUCAGCAUCUGGGGCAGUCCUCACCGUUGCUGCCCUCCCCCCUGCUGCAGCGGUACCUGGAGCACCUCCUGCUGCCCUCCCUGCCCCAGCUGGGAUACGAGGAGGCUCUGCUCAACCCCUACUCCUACCACAAGUUUGGUUACCAGGACAGCGCUCACCAGCUCCCUGGUGGCUCGGCCAGGCAGAGCCCCGAGACCUCCUCACUGCUGGGCCGGGUCCCUGCCCAGGCCAUUUUUGGGGCUGGCCCUGCGCCCUCCUAUGAUGCUGCCCUGAAGAGACUGGCCUCUCUCCUAGCCAGCUACGGCCUAGGGCUGCCAGAGCUGAGCCCCCAGCAGCUGAGCAGCCUCUCCACCCUCCUCCAGCUGCUCCAGAGCUCUGGUCUUGCUGGCCUCGAAAUGCCCACAGUGAAACGGAUGAUGGAGAGGGGCAUGCAGCACGGAGAGGAGCCAGUGCCACCUUCCUCUACAGUGCCACUCCCAAAAAUCCCAACCAGCAGCACCCCAGGGGAUGGGCUGAAGGACAGGGCAGUGUCCUCGCCAGCCCCCUGGGCUGAGUUGCAGCAGGGGCACAGUGAGGAUGUGCGUAGCCCUAGGAAGCCAACUGUUGUGGAGAAGAAGAGCUACUCAGAGGUGAAGGAUGGUGGGGUGCAGCGGGGCACACGGCCACUGGAUGAGUAUGGCUACAUCAUCACAGACCAGAAGCCCCUGGGGCUGGCCGCUGGUGUGCGGCUGCUGGAGCUCCUAGCCAAGCACCUCCACCUCUCCACAGCCAGCUUCAUCAACAUCAGCGUUGUGGGUCCUGCGCUCACCUUCCGCAUCCGGCAGAACCCUCAGAACCUCUCAUUGGCAGAUGUGGCCAGCCAGGCUGAGCAAGUGAAGGCAGAGCUGGAAGCUGAGCUGGGCCUGAAGGUCAUGCAAACAGGACUGGGAGAGCGAAAUGAGGCUGCUGCCUACUCACGCCCAUCCCGCUUUGGGGAUGGCUUCCACACGGUGCUGCUGACCUUCAUCGUGCUGGCCUGUGUGGCAGGCAUUGCCAUCGCAGCCGCUGCCACCUUCUGCCUCCGGCGCCAUGCCAAGCAGCGGGAGAAGGAGCGCCUGGCUGCUCUGGGGCCUGAGGGUGCUGCCGACACCACCUUGGAGUACCAGGAGCUGUGCCGCCAGCACAUGGCUGCGAAGUCUCUCUUUGGCCGCGCUGAGGCACCAGCAGCCCCUGCAGAGACCUCACGGGUCAGCAGCGUCUCGUCCCAGUUCAGCGAUGCCCCACAGCCCAGCCCCAGCUCCCACAGCAGCACACCUUCCUGGUGCGAGGAGCCUGUCCAGUCCAACAUGGACAUCUCCACCGGACACAUGAUCCUGGCCUACAUGGAGGACCAUCUCCGCAACCGGGACCGACUGGCCAAGGAGUGGCAGGCCCUCUGUGCCUACCAGGCAGAGCCCAGCAUUUGCUCCAUUGCCCAGAGUGAAGCCAACCUGAAGAAGAACCGCAACCCUGACUAUGUGCCCUAUGACCAUGUGCGGAUUAAGCUGAAAGCCGAGAGCAACCCAUCCCGCAGUGACUUCAUCAACGCCAGUCCGAUUAUUGAGCAUGACCCACGGAUGCCAGCAUACAUCGCUACACAGGGGCCACUGUCUCACACUAUCGCUGACUUCUGGCAGAUGGUGUGGGAGCACGGCUGCACCGUCAUCGUCAUGCUUAGCCCGCUGGCCGAGGACAGUGUCAAGCAGUGUGACCGCUACUGGCCAGAUGAAGGUUCUUCUCUCUACCAUAUCUAUGAGGUGAACCUGGUGUCGGAGCACAUCUGGUGUGAGGACUUCCUGGUGCGCAGCUUCUACCUGAAGAACGUGCAGUCUCAAGAGACCCGCACCCUGACGCAGUUCCACUUCCUCAGCUGGCCAGCCGAGGGCAUCCCUGCCACCACCCGGCCCCUACUGGACUUCCGUAGGAAGGUGAACAAGUGCUACCGGGGUCGCUCCUGCCCUAUUAUCGUGCACUGCAGUGAUGGUGCAGGCAGGACGGGGACGUACAUCCUUGUUGACAUGGUCCUGAACGGAAUGGCCAAAGGGGUGAAGGAGAUAGACAUAGCUGCUACACUGGAGCACAUCCGAGACCAGCGGCCUGGCAUGGUGCAGACCAAGGACCAGUUUGAGUUCGCACUGACAGCUGUGGCUGAGGAAGUGAACGCCAUCCUGAAGGCACUGCCACAGUGAUGGCGAGGAGCCC
Molecule: messenger RNA, 2466 nt
Organism: Nestor notabilis (Kea)
Lineage: Eukaryota; Metazoa; Chordata; Aves; Psittaciformes; Psittacidae
Gene: PTPRN
Product: protein tyrosine phosphatase, receptor type, N
Exons: 21
Biological process (GO): protein dephosphorylation
Cellular component (GO): secretory granule
Molecular function (GO): protein tyrosine phosphatase activity
Source: RefSeq, a predicted model, not a curated record